This is a messenger RNA of Fusarium fujikuroi IMI 58289, 852 nucleotides long. RefSeq lists its product as uncharacterized. The coding region runs from base 1 to 852 and encodes 283 amino acids. NCBI's taxonomy places the organism in Eukaryota, Fungi, Ascomycota, Sordariomycetes, Hypocreales, Nectriaceae. The transcript has a single exon. The record is from RefSeq and is a predicted model, not a curated record.
AUGAAGGUCAAGAUUGUCGGCGGCAAAAACAACUUCUGGCUCUGGACCAAGAAGGAUGGCUUCGACCUUACCCACCCGCCAAGUCCAGAUUCACCGCCCAUCUACCCCCGAAUCACUCUCAACACGCGUGCUGAGAAAGCUACCAUCGACCCUGCAAAGACUGCUCUGGCCGUCAUCGACAUGCAGAACUAUUUCCUUUCGCCUCUUCUUGGUCGUCCGCCCCAAAGUCCUGGUCUGGAGAUCGUCGAAAAGCUCGUUAAGGACAUCAUUCCGGUUUGUCGCAAAGCUGGCAUACCAGUUGUGUGGCUUGGCUGGGGUGUGAAAGACAGUGACCUGGAUGACAUGCCCCCAAGCAUCGCAAGAGGAUUCGACUUUCCUCUCGACAAGAACUUUAUCAAACCCACAUUCCUGGGAAGUAUUGGCGCUGGAAUUGGACAAGUCAAGUGCGAGGACGGAACACUCAUCGACGCGGGUCGAGUCAUGAUGCGAGAUCAGUGGAACACCGAGUUCCAUCCCAGUCUGAAGAGAAUCGCAGAGCCGCAAGACAUUCACAUCGACAAGAAUCGACUUUCAGGGUUUCGGAGAGGUACUGGCAUCGAAGAAGAACUGCGUAAGCGAGGUAUCAGAACUUUGCUGUUUACGGGGGAGAACACGGAUCAGUGUGUCGCUGGGACCAUUCAAGACGCUUACACGAAGGGUUGGGAUUGCCUGAUGCUGAGCGAUGCUUGUGCAACGACAAGUCCUGACUUUGCCAAGAAGUGCACUGAAUAUAACUGCGAAGGAGGCUGGGGUUUUGUGCUGAGCUGCAAAGACUUGACUGAUGGCGUGGAUGCCAUUGAUCGAGGAGCUUAG